Sphaeramia orbicularis (orbiculate cardinalfish) is the source of this 2081-nucleotide messenger RNA. RefSeq names its product basic leucine zipper and W2 domain-containing protein 1-A-like. Gene Ontology annotation, cellular component: membrane; cytoplasm. Gene Ontology annotation, molecular function: protein binding. The record is from RefSeq and is a predicted model, not a curated record. The transcript is spliced from 12 exons. Bases 16 to 1425 code for a protein of 469 amino acids. Lineage: Eukaryota; Metazoa; Chordata; Actinopteri; Kurtiformes; Apogonidae.
CCCCACACAAGUGUAAUGACCCAAAUAUAUUAUCGCUUCUGCGCAUGCGCCCUCGUCACUGGCACUGUCUAUUUCCUCUUCCCUGGAACUGCGUGUACUGAAGUCCACAGGCGAUCACUAGUUUCACGGAUUGUUUUUGCUACAAUAAAAGAUUUCGAGUUUUUUAUGAGUAAUCAAAAGCAGCAGAAGCCAACGCUAACGGGACAGCGUUUCAAAACUCGGAAAAGAGAUGAAAAGGAGAGGUUUGAUCCUACUCAGUUUCAGGAGAGCAUUGUACAAGGUCUGAACCAAACUGGCCCUGAUUUGGAAGCUGUCGCCAAGUUUCUUGAUGCCUCUGGGGCCAAACUUGACUAUAGACGCUAUGCUGAGACCUUAUUCGACAUCCUGGUGGCUGGUGGAAUGCUGGCCCCAGGUGGGACCUUGUCAGAUGACGUGACCUGCACUGAGUUCUGUCUCUUCAAAGCACAAGAGGACAUGGAGACAAUGCAGGCAUAUGCACAGGUGUUUCACAAGCUAAUCAGACGUUACAAAUAUUUGGAGAAGGGGUUUGAGGAGGAAAUUAAAAAGCUGCUGCUGUUUCUUAAGGGCUUCACAGAGUCUGAGCGCAACAAGCUGGCCAUGUUAACAGGAAUUCUACUGGCCAACGGCAGUAUUUCUUCAUCCAUUCUUGGCAGCCUCUUCAAUGAGAACCUGGUCAAAGAAGGUGUUUCGGCGUGCUUUGCAGUAAAACUCUUCAAAUCUUGGCUUUCCGAAAAGGACAUCAACUCGGUGGCUGCCAGUCUCCGAAAGGUUGGCAUGGACAACAGGCUCAUGGAGCUGUUCCCUGCCAACAAGCGCAGUUGCGAACACUUCUCCAAGUACUUCACAGACGCGGGGCUCAAGGAGAUUUCGGACUUUGCUCGAAACCAGCAGUCUAUAGGUGCCCGCAAGGAGCUGCAGAAAGAGCUUCAGGAGCAGAUGUUACGCGGAGAUCCCCUCCGAGAUAUUAUUGCCUACGCUCGAGAAGAAAUCAAGAAGAACAACAUCUCCGAGCAGACGAUGAUCGGACUAAUCUGGUCCAGCGUGAUGAGCUCCGUGGAGUGGAACAAGAAGGAGGAGCUGGUCACGGAGCAAGCCAUCAAGCAUUUAAAGCAAUACAGCCCUUUGUUGAAAGCUUUUACUUCACAAGGACUCUCUGAACUUACACUUCUGCUGAAAAUCCAGGAAUAUUGUUACGACAACAUCCACUUCAUGAAGGCCUUUCAGAAAAUCGUUGUACUGCUCUACAAAGCGGACGUCUUGAGUGAAGAGGCGAUUCUCAAGUGGUACAACGAAGCUCAUCUAGCCAAAGGAAAGAGCGUUUUCCUUGAACAGAUGAAGAAGUUUGUUGAAUGGCUGAAGAAUGCAGAAGAAGAAUCCGAGUCGGAGGAAGAGGAGGCAGACUGAGGACCUGUAGCCGACUGUCAUUUCAAUUUAGUCCUUUUCACAUUAACAUAGCACCAAAAUGCAGUACAAGGGUUUGUUACAGAGGCCUGUCAGAUUCCUUUUUCCUUUCUACUCUACCUCCUCAUGUCUAGUUCUACUUGUAAGGGCUUUACUAUUGAUUUUAUUCUAGAUAUGUGUUUUUUUUUUCCUCUUUGAAUCGAUACUUGUACUCUUCUUUGUACUCCUUCAGGAGCUGGACACUGUGCCACAUUUAGCUUCAUAGAUUGAAACCCCUUUCAUGUAUCAGAGAGGGCUUUUUUUUUUUUUUUCUCAGAGAUUGUUCUCCUUAAUUUCUGUUCCCACAAUUAUUGUAUUUAGUCGCACAAAUGUUGUUUACCAGAGUUCUUUCUGGGUGGCACUGAUUUCUUAGUCCUCUGAACGACAAACCUGCUUUUGUAUCCUUGGUUUUAUGUGAAAUUACAGGUUUUCUUUUCUUUUCCUUUCUUUUUUUUUCUUUUUAAUUGCUCCCUCCAUUUAUAACGGUGCCAUGUCAAUAAUGGCAGUGUCAUAUACCGAAAAUUAUUCAAGUUUAACACAACCAUACUAGCAAUGCUGGUUUUUAUUUUCUUUACCAUGCAAUUUGGAUUUUUAAUAAAUGAAAAUGAAUGGUUUCCAAA